UUUUUUUUCUUUCCGACCGUUGCAGCUGGCAAUCUUUUGCUUUGCUGUUCGUUCGAGACGACGAUCCAACGAUGCAGCCUUGGCUGAGGCUUCUCGCCCUAUCGCUUCUGCCUUUGCUCUCUGCCGUCCUUGGCCUGGACCUUGUUGCGCGCUCGACGUAUUCAAACGAUUACCCGCUCUUGAUCGAUGCGACCGUAGAGGAGCUUGCUCUUGGCCUCGAGCGCGGCUCAUUCUCGAGCGUGGAUCUCGUGAACGCUUACCUUGCGAGGAUUCUGCAAGUGAAUGUUUCGCUGAACGUCGUCACCGAGCUCAAUCCGGACGCCCUUGCGAUCGCCGGUGAGCUUGACGAUGAACGGAAGAACGGGUCCGUCCGGGGACCAUUGCAUGGACUACCCAUACUGAUCAAGAACAACAUCGCGACCCAAGAUCGCAUGAACAACACCGCCGGGUCAUGGUCCCUUCUCGGUGCCAAAGUUCCCAGAGACAGUGCAAUCGCAGCAAAACUCCGAGCCGCGGGAGCCAUCAUACUGGGCAAAACGAAUUUGAGCCAGUGGGCUAACUACAGAUCGUCGAAUACAAGCAAUGGCUGGUCGGCACUUGGAGGCCAGGUGUAUGCGGCUUAUUACCCCAAACAAGAUCCUAGUGGCAGCUCUUCUGGCUCCGGAGUUGCUUCGUCCAUAGGCCUUGCGGUAGCAUCACUAGGCACCGAGACGGAUGGUUCGAUCGUUUCGCCAUCUUCGCAGAACAACAUCGUUGGAAUCAAGCCAACUGUCGGGCUGACUUCUCGAAGUCUAGUCAUCCCGAUCUCUGAACAUCAAGAUACAAUCGGCCCCAUGGCAAGAACCGUCAAAGAUGCCGCAUACGUCCUACAGGCAAUUGCAGGGUACGACCCGUCGGACAACUAUACGAGUGCUAUCCCGGAUAGCGGAAGGCUCCCGGACUACGUGGCCGCGUGUAAUUACUCUGCCUUGCUUGGUGCGCGAAUUGGGAUUCCUCGUAACGUCAUUGACUUGUUGUCGGAUAACACGACAGGACCGCAGACCGAUGCCUUUGAAAGAGCGAUUGCGGUUCUCAGAGCGGCAGGGGCCACAAUCGUCGACGACGCAAACUUCACCGCUGCCGCUGAAUUCCUAAACUCCACAUCCGAGACAGAAGUCCUGAACGCCGAUUUCAUCGUGAACCUUGCAAGCUACUUAGCAGCAUUGACGUACAAUCCAAACAAGGUAACGUCGCUUGAAGAAGUUCGCCAGUUUACUCAGCAGUUCCCGCUGGAGGACUAUCCGGAUAGGAACACAGCGAUAUGGGAUGAUGCGUUGGAUAGUCAGAGAUAUAACAACACAGAUCCUCGCUUUUGGGCCGCCUACCAGCGAGACUUGUAUUUCGGUGGAGACGGUGGGCUUCUGGGAACUCUAGAGAGCAACAAGCUAGACGCCGUGAUUUUGCCAACGAAUUUCGCCUCCAGCUGGGCUGCUGUUAUUGGCGCUCCUAUUGUGACCGUGCCUAUGGGCUUCUAUCCAUGGGAUUCAGAAGUCAUAUGGAAUAGUCGGGGUGACCUGGUUUCUCUUGGCCCAAAUGUGCCGUUCGGCCUAAGCUUUCUCGGAGCGAAGUGGAGUGAAGCUACACUUAUCGGGCUUGCCUACGCAUUUGAGCAACGCACAAUGGUUAGAAACAAGGUGCGACCCUACAUUGUGCCUAACAUUGAGCUCGCGAACGUCCUCGGAAAUUGAAUCUGUCAGCUGGGAUCAAGAGUGAUCAUGUUGGGUAGGCCCGUCGAAUUUGCUUUCAAACUCAUAGUUGCCAUGCUAUAACCUUAAACGGGGUUAAGGUCGGGCGCACUUCUAAAAUGCGCAUCAUGCGUCAAAACUCGUCGCGAAAGGUGUGAGAGAUCACAUUACUCGUCAUGGGCCAUAUCUCAAUACGGAUUUAUUCUGCCUCACUCAGUUAGAGAAGGAAGCCUACCUUCGCUUUGAAGGUCGACUGUUGCAAAAGUGCAUGAUCGGUGUUAACCUGUCCAUCGUCCAAACGGAGUAGGAGGGAAAUUGCAAACAACGGCUUCGCGUUCAAAAUUUCUCUCGUAACGUGCAUAAAACAAGCGCGAUAAUCGAUUAAAGUAGACUCAAUUUGCCUUCGUCAGUCAGUAUGGCCGUCAAAUACAAAGAACGAUCAAGUUUUAC
This is a messenger RNA of Verruconis gallopava, 2174 nucleotides long. RefSeq lists its product as uncharacterized. NCBI's taxonomy places the organism in Eukaryota, Fungi, Ascomycota, Dothideomycetes, Venturiales, Sympoventuriaceae. The coding region runs from base 72 to 1727 and encodes 551 amino acids. The transcript has 6 exons. The record is from RefSeq and is a predicted model, not a curated record.